Messenger RNA from Aureobasidium uvarum, 1917 nucleotides. The record is from the annotation of a GenBank genome assembly. Lineage: Eukaryota; Fungi; Ascomycota; Dothideomycetes; Dothideales; Saccotheciaceae.
AUGUCUGACGGAGACGUUCAACCACCAAAGCCCUCGGCCUCGGUCGUUCCUGAGGCACACGAGGUAGACACUUUCCACGUGCCGAAAGCCUUCUUCGAAGAGCUCUGGAAGGAGUCAAUUGAGAAGCCAGACCAGUUCUGGGGGCGCAUGGCCCGCGAGCUGCUCACAUGGGAGAGAGAUUUCCAGACUGUGCACAGUGGCUCCCUUGCCAACGGCGACAAUGCGUGGUUCGUCGAGGGUCGCUUGAACGCAUCCUACAACUGUGUGGAUCGCCACGCCUUCAAGAACCCCGACAAGACAGCCAUCAUCUACGAGGCUGACGAGGUCAACGAGGGCCGCAAGAUCUCGUACGGCGAGCUCUUGCGCGAGGUCUGCAAGUUGGCCUACACUCUCAAGCAGAUGGGCGUCAAGAAGGGCGACACUGUUGCUCUGUACAUGCCCAUGAUUCCUGAAGCUGUCAUUGCCUUCCUUGCUUGCACUCGUAUUGGUGCUGUCCACUCUGUCGUUUUCGCCGGAUUCUCGUCCGACUCGCUGAAGGACCGCAUCAUUGACGCAGACUCCAAGGUCGUCAUUACCACUGAUGAGGGCAGACGUGGUGGCAAGCUCAUUGGCACCAAGAAGAUCGUCGACGAUGCACUCAGCAAGUGCCCUGGCAUCAAGCACUGUUUGGUGUACAAGCGCACUGGUGCAGAUGUGCCCAUGACUGAGGGCCGUGAUCUGUGGUGGCACGAGGAGGUCGAGAAGUACCCCAACUACAUCGCUCCCGAGCCCAUGAACUCCGAGGACCCCCUCUUCCUCCUCUACACAUCUGGCUCGACCGGCAAGCCCAAGGGUGUCAUGCACACCACCGGUGGUUACCUCCUGGGUGCCGCUGCUACUGGCAAGUACGUCUUCGACAUUCACGACAACGACAUCUUCUUCUGCGGCGGUGACGUUGGUUGGAUUACUGGUCACACAUACGUCGUUUACGCACCUUUGCUGCUUGGUGUUGCAACGGUCGUUUUCGAGGGUACUCCCGCAUACCCCGAUUUCAGCAGAUACUGGGACGUGGUUGCCCAGCACAAGGUCACACAGUUCUACGUUGCUCCUACCGCUCUGCGACUCUUGAAGCGCGCUGGUGACCACUUUGUCAAGCACGAGAUGGAGCACCUGAGAGUUCUGGGCAGUGUCGGUGAACCCAUUGCUGCAGAGGUGUGGAAGUGGUACUUUGAGAUUGUUGGAAAGGAGGAGGCUCACAUUGUCGACACCGGCUCGCACGUCAUCACUCCCCUCGGCGGUGUCACCCCUACCAAGCCCGGUAGCGCUUCCCUUCCCUUCUUCGGUAUUGAGCCCGCAAUCAUCGACCCCGUCUCCGGCGAGGAGCUUCACGGCAACGACGUCGAGGGUGUUUUGGCCUUCAAGCAGGCAUGGCCUAGCAUGGCCCGCACCGUCUGGGGCGCACACAAGAGAUACAUGGACACAUACCUGAACGUCUACAAGGGAUACUACUUCACUGGUGACGGUGCUGCUCGUGACCACGAGGGUUACUACUGGAUCCGUGGCCGUGUCGAUGACGUUGUCAACGUCUCCGGUCACCGUCUGUCCACUGCCGAGAUCGAGGCUGCUUUGAUCGAGCACAGUGCCGUCGCAGAAGCUGCCGUCGUCGGUGUUGCAGACGAGCUUACUGGCCAGGCAGUUGCCGCCUUUGUGGCCAUCAAGAACGGCAACGACGCCAACGACGCUCUUCGCAAGGACUUGAUCAUGCAAGUAAGGAAGAGCAUUGGUCCUUUCGCUGCACCCAAAGCCAUUCACGUAGUUCCCGACCUUCCCAAGACCCGCUCUGGUAAGAUCAUGCGCCGCAUUCUGCGCAAGAUUUUGGCCGGUGAGGAGGACCAGCUUGGCGACAUCACUACUGUUGUGCACGCCAGCAAGAAGUAA